Messenger RNA from Leopardus geoffroyi (Geoffroy's cat), 1125 nucleotides. Its product is annotated as procathepsin L-like. NCBI's taxonomy places the organism in Eukaryota, Metazoa, Chordata, Mammalia, Carnivora, Felidae. The transcript has 7 exons. Gene Ontology annotation, molecular function: cysteine-type endopeptidase activity. Gene Ontology annotation, cellular component: lysosome. Gene Ontology annotation, biological process: immune response. Bases 1 to 1014 code for a protein of 337 amino acids. The record is from RefSeq and is a predicted model, not a curated record.
AUGCAUCCUUUUGCCUUCCUGACUGCUCUUUGCUUGGGAAUAGUUUCAGCUACUAUAGAGCUUGAUCAAAGUUUAGAUGAACAGUGGAUCCAGUGGAAGGAGACACAUGGGAAGCAAUAUGGCAUGGUUGAAGAAUGCAGAAGAGCAGUGUGGGAGAAGAAUAUGAAAAUGAUUAUACAGCACAAUCAGGAAUACUAUCAAGGGAAACACCGCUUUUUGAUGGCAAUGAAUCGCUUUGGUGACAUGACCAAUGAAGAAUUCAGGCACAUGAUGAUUGGUCUUAAAAUGCAGAAGAGUGAGAAUGGGGAAGUGUUUAAAGUCCCCUUCUGUGCUGGCACCUCUGUACCUGUCGAGAGAAAACAGAUGUCCACUGUAAGUCCUAUUGAGACCUUUAUAAUUUGUUUCCAGGGUCGGUGUGCUUCUGGCUGGGCUUUUAGUGCAGCUGGUGCCCUUGAGGUACAGAUGUUCCGGAAAACUGGCAAACGUGUUUCCUUGAGUGUGCAGAACCUCCUGGACUGCUCUUGGCCUCAAGGCAAUGAGGGCUGCAAUGGCGGUCUAAUGAGCAAUGCCUUCCAGUAUGUUAAGAACAAUGGAGGCCUGGACACAGAGGAAUCCUAUCCAUAUGUUGCAAGAGAUGGACCCUGCAAAUACAGGCCUGAGCAUUCUGCUGCCAAUAUCACUGCCUUUCACACAAUCCCUCAGCGGGAGAAGAUCCUUAUGAUGGUACUACGAAAGGUGGGGCCCGUCUCUGCGACUAUUGAUGCAAGCCUGGAUACCUUCCGGUUCUAUAAACGAGGCAUUUAUUAUGAUCCAAAGUGCAGCAGUGAAGACCUGAAUCACGGUGUUCUGGUGGUUGGCUAUGGCUUUCAAGGAAAAGAAUCCGAUAACCAAAAAUAUUGGUUUGUCAAGAACAGCUGGGGCACUGACUGGGGCAUGGAUGGCUACAUAAAAAUGGCCAAAGACCGGGACAACCACUGUGGAAUCACCACCAAGGCCAGCUUUCCUAUCGUGUGAGACGAUGGUGAUGAAGAAGGCCUUGACUGGCAACAGAAUAUCCAGGAAAUGGAUUUUAUUGUAGAGUUGAUCACAUCUUAUUGUGGGGGAUAAAACACUUGAAUCACUGAA